Pistacia vera is the source of this 2141-nucleotide messenger RNA. RefSeq names its product rho guanine nucleotide exchange factor 8-like. Gene Ontology annotation, molecular function: guanyl-nucleotide exchange factor activity. The record is from RefSeq and is a predicted model, not a curated record. Lineage: Eukaryota; Viridiplantae; Streptophyta; Magnoliopsida; Sapindales; Anacardiaceae. Bases 184 to 1908 code for a protein of 574 amino acids. The transcript has 7 exons.
UCUUCUCUUUGUCCAAACAACAACAUUUAUAGAUUGUUGUAACCAAGCAAAGAGCAAGGAGAGAAAAGGGUUUUCUUCUACUUUUUAUAGCCUUCUCGUCUUGUGUCAUGUCCAUUUUUUCCUUGUUUACUCGUUAAAUAAAGAAGAAAUUUUUAGAAAAACAAACGUAACUGAAAAAUUAUAAUGGUUAGAGCAUUAGAUCGUGGGCACAGCAUUCAGAAAUCUAUAUCUUUUCACUCAAAAAAAAUGUCUCCUCGUAAACAAACACGAAGCAUGGUCUUUGAUAAUGGAAGCGACAGUGGAGGAAAUGUUGAUGAUAAUGAAAGCCAAAGGCCAUCAUCAUUAACGAGAGAACGAACAUUAGACAGGGGACUUGCACUUACUCGUGAAAGAGGUACCCUUUCGCGCUUGGAAUCUAUUACUUUCACGGUUCCGGCAGCUAGUAGUCCCGUAGAAAAGCAACCGCAACCGCAACCGCAACCGCAACUGCAACUGCACCCUUCAGAUAUGGAACUGAUGAAGGAAAAAUUUGCUAAGCUGCUUUUAGGUGAAGAUAUGUCAGGUGGUGGAAAGGGUGUAUCCUCAGCUUUGGCUUUGUCAAAUGCCGUUACAAAUCUUGCUGCAUCGAUUUUUGGUGAACAACGGAAAUUAGAGCCUAUGGCUCCGGAAAGAAAAUCAAGGUGGAGAAAAGAAAUAAAUUGGCUUUUAUCUGUAACUGAUCACAUAGUUGAAUUUGUUCCUUCACAACAGAAAUCCAAAGAUGGAGUAAAUAUGGAGAUAAUGGUGACGAAACAAAGAAACGAUCUGCAUAUGGACAUCCCUGCCCUGCGCAAGCUCGAUGCCAUGCUUAUUGACUGCCUAGAUUGCUUUGGAGACAAAAAUGAAUUCUGGUAUCCGUCUGGAGAUGAGGACUCAGGAAGAGGGAGCACACCAAGGAACGAUGACAAAUGGUGGAUUCCAAUUGUUAAGGUUCCAACAAAUGGGCUGUCAGAUGCGGCACGAAAAUUGAUGCACUCUCAGAAGGAAUCUGUGAAUCAAGUUCUCAAGGCAGCCAUGGCCAUAAAUGCUCAAGUACUAUCAGAAAUGGAGAUCCCUGAAAGCUACAUCGAAUCACUCCCCAAGAAUGGAAGAUCAAGCCUUGGGGAUUCAAUUUACAAGAGCAUAACUGUAGAGCUUUUCGACCCGGAACAGCUCCUCUCGACCAUGGACUUGUCAACAGAACACUUGGUGCUUGAUCUGAAGAACAGAAUUGAAGCCUCAAUUGUGAUUUGGAAGAGGAAAAUGCACCAUAGUAAGGACAGUAAGUCUUCCUGGGGUUCAGCUGUGAGCUUGGAGAAAAGAGAACUCUUCGAGGAGAGAGCAGAAACUAUCUUACUCUUACUCAAACAGCGAUUCCCAGGCAGUCCACAAUCUGCCCUUGACAUAAGUAAAAUCCAAUAUAACAGGGAUGUCGGACAGGCAAUUUUGGAGAGCUAUUCAAGAGUAAUAGAAAGUUUGGCCUUCACAGUAAUAUCUAGGAUUGAAGAUGUACUAUAUGCUGAUUCGUACGCUCAAACUUCACCACUAUCAGAAUCCAACGAGGUUCCUGCAAUGGAGUCUCCAGGAUCAUCAAUAAAUAACCCAGGUGAAGAGUGGGACAAAACUUGUCCAGAGACUCCAAAUUCAAAGACUCUCUCAGAUUUUAUGGGUUGGGAGGAGGAGCAAAUAGCAGAGGCAGAGACAGGGACAGGGACAGGGGCAUACUUAGAAAAGACAAUCUCAACAGGGAAUAUAGAGGGUUAUUACGCAGUUGAUAACGAGAUGAUGACGUCGAAACCUCCUCCCACUGUUGUGACCCCAAAGAAGUAUUCAUACUUAGAGAAGCUUGAGAACUUAAGCGGCCUAAGAAGUCCUGCAGCUCGUCAUUGACAUUAAAAAUAAUAAAAAUAAGUGUAGAACAAAGGAGACUUGGAAGAAGGAAAGGAGAUAUGAAGAAUAUAUAGGGCCAAUGUAUAGGGAACUUAUUGCAAAUUGUAGAUAUUAACACCCCUUCUAGGAUUCACUUGACAGUUCGUCCUUCCACUCAGGACAGGGAAGUCUUUGACUAUGUGUAAUAACUAUUGGAUGCCAAAAUUUUGGAAUGUUAAAUUCUCUGCGCUUCU